Molecule: messenger RNA, 559 nt
Organism: Triticum dicoccoides
Lineage: Eukaryota; Viridiplantae; Streptophyta; Magnoliopsida; Poales; Poaceae
Product: small ubiquitin-related modifier 1-like
Exons: 1
Coding region: 63-458 (131 amino acids)
Molecular function (GO): protein binding
Source: RefSeq, a predicted model, not a curated record
AACAGCGCCGCAAAACUCAAAACACAAGCGCAGCAGAUCCAAUCGAAGUCGAGCGGAGAACGAUGUCGUCGACGCCGGUAGUAGGGCACGAGAAGGAGGCGGAGGCGACGCCGGAAUCAGGGCACAGGAAGGAGGCGGCAGCGGAGGAUGAGGUUACCUUAACGCCGGUGAAGCCCGAGGCGGCGGCGGAAGGGAAGAGAGCCUACAUCCACAUCAAGGUAACGAGCCAGACUUUCCCGGACGCCUUCGUCCGCGCCAAGCGCAAAGUCGUGCUGAGCCGCGUCAUGGACAUGUACUGCGACAAGCACUGGCUUAAUCCGGAAGCCGUCGUGUUCCUGAACGACGAGGGCAAGCGCAUCAGGCCCUCGCAAACGGCGGAGGAGGCCGGCUUGGAUGACGGCGAGUAUAUCAGCGUCCACAUCGCCCAGCUCGGCGGCUCCGGCCGUGCUUCGGCCUAGUUGUUUUCAUGCGUAUGCGUGAACCUUAUGAGCAGUUAGUUCUCUGCUCCUCGCUUUGGAUCGGGCUUAUUGUUCUUGAAAAAUAGUUUGCUUGGGCUGCA